Molecule: messenger RNA, 6320 nt
Organism: Xenopus tropicalis (tropical clawed frog)
Lineage: Eukaryota; Metazoa; Chordata; Amphibia; Anura; Pipidae
Gene: fhdc1
Product: FH2 domain containing 1
Exons: 12
Coding region: 402-3755 (1117 amino acids)
Biological process (GO): actin cytoskeleton organization
Cellular component (GO): cytoskeleton
Molecular function (GO): actin binding
Source: RefSeq, a predicted model, not a curated record
CCAGUAGGGGCAGUCAGCCCGCACCAGUGGGCAGGUCUGAGGGACGAGUCUGAGGGAAGCGUACCUGAGUCUGCGCAUGCGUCUAGAUGCACAACUAAGAGUCACCAGUCAGUUGGAUACUGCAGAGGCAAAAGGGAAGAGUUCUCCCAAGAGAUCGGAGUGGGAAGUGUAACUCUGCGCUUCUCUGGAUUAUUACACUUGCCGCUCACUUCUGCUUUACAUCCUCUGCCUGGACUAAAGCUGCCGACGGCUUAAUGGAGCGGAAAGCAGAGCCCAGGAUAGAGCCUACAUUGUGUAAAGGGUGUGGAUUUGAAAUUUGACAAGUUCAUUUUUGGAUGCUGCUCUUCUGUCCUUGCGCUUGAUGCUAGUGAUGCUCCUUGUGAAGAAAGGACUGCGCCAAGAUGCAUGUUAUGAAUUGUGUCUCCUUGGUCAAUGACAAAGAAAAUGGAGACUGCAAUGUGGUAAUAACGGAGUUAAUGGUUGAACAGCCUCCACCGCCACCACCUCAGCCUCCACCUCCACCUCCUCCUCCUCCACCACCACCUCUCCCAUUUCAAAAUGUACCACCACCUCCACCAUUACCUGGUGCUCCACCACCUCCACCACUGCCACACCAAGUGGGAAAUGGACAUGGCAAUAACAGUAAGAGGAAUAGGAUGAGGAGUUUCUUCUGGAAAACUAUUCCCGAAGAGCAGGUCAGAGGAAAAAACAACAUUUGGACUAUGGCUGCCAAGCAGCAACAAUAUCAGAUCGACACAAAAACAAUUGAGGAACUUUUUGGUCAGAAGGAGGAACCUAGAUCUGGACUGAUCAAAGCAAAAGGGAAUCUGAAGUCCUCUUUCAGAGAAGCCAAGGAAGAGGUCUCUCUUUUGGAUUCAAAAAGGAGCAUGAAUAUUGGGAUAUUUUUGAAACAGUUCAAAAAGUCAACUGAGGAAAUUAUAGGAGACAUUCGUGAAGGCAGAUGUGAUUUGUAUGGACCUGAGCCUCUUCAAGAGCUUCUAAAGUUGUCUCCAGAAUCAGAAGAGAUAAAGAAGCUAAAAGCAUUUAGUGGGGAAGUAGCCAAGCUGUCUCUGGCUGAUACCUUUAUGUACCUGCUGAUUCAGGUGCCAAACUAUUCUUUGCGGAUUGAAGCAAUGGUGCUGAGAAAAGAGUUUGGCUCUUGCCACUCUGCAUUAAAAAAUGAUAUGACGGUCAUCAGGGUUGCUACAAAAGAGCUGAUGUCCUGUGAGCAGCUGCACUCCAUUCUCUUCUUGGUACUUCAGGCUGGAAACAUAAUGAAUGCGGGGGGCUACGCUGGAAACGCAGUUGGCUUUAAGUUGUCAUCAUUACUAAGGCUAGCAGAUACAAAGGCAAACAAACCAGGGAUGAAUUUGCUACAUUUUGUUGCGCUGGAAGCCCAAAAGAAAGAUGUCUCACUCCUUACAUUUUCUGAGAAGUUGCCCAGCGUUGGUGAAGCAGCGAGAUUAUCCAUUGAUAAUAUGGAGGCAGAAUUCAAAUCACUGUCAACCAAAACAAAAUCUAUCAAAGACCAAAUCAAGAAGGAACCUGAACUUUAUAAGCAAAUGGAAGAUUUCCUAAAGGAUGCUGUAAAAGAUCUGAAAGACCUGGAGUCACUGAGGGCUGAGAUAAAGAAAGAGUGCCACACCCUUAUUGAUUUCUUCUGUGAAGACAAAGAAACCAUGAAACUUGAUGAAUGCUUCCAGAUAUUUAGGGAUUUCUGUGACAAGUUCAACAAAGCUGUAAAGGAAAACAGAGAGAGAGAAAUUCAAGAUCUCAGAAAGCAAAAGAAGCUGAAUGAGCUGGAGCAGAAACGACGUUCCUGGGUUGCAAGUGAAAAUGCAAACUUUGGAAGGAGCAGCAGUGAAAAUGAUGUGGAAAUUUUGACAAAAGCUGGACUUGAAGAUUUUCUGCAACAAAGACCCCAAAGUUCCUUGAACAGGAACUCUAGCACAAGGCGUUCCCGUCUCUCUUUGGGCGUUGCAGCCGACAGAGAACUUCAGAUGUAUUUAGGAGCUUCACAGGUAGAGGAAACAACUAGCAAGUUCAACAGCUUGCCCAGAUCUCACACUCACAAGCCAAGGCCAACUGUAGCAUGGAUAGAUUCUAAAGUAGAAAAAGACCAUUCCCUGAAUAUAUUGCACUUAAAAAAUGAGACUAGGGACACCCAACAACAAAUAUCUUCUUCUCUGGUGAUAACUAGUCUGGAAGAUGACCAGAGUAUACACACUGCCAAUAACAGUGUUCAGCAACAGCAGGAGAAAGCCGACCGUAAUAACAAUAAAGCAGAACUUCACAAAUAUGGAAUAGAUCUGAAGCAGCAUUCAUCGGUAAGUCCUUUAGCGGUAACAGUAGAGGAGCAUGAACUUGUCAAAAAAUUACAGCAAUUUGACCUUAGUGGAACAGUAUGUGAAAAUUAUGAACAGCUAUAUAACACAGAAGAAGAAACCAAUGAUGGCUUGAGUUUGUGUUCAUUUAGCUCUACAGAUGACAACACAAUCCCGCCAAGUAAAAAUAAUAAUGAAAAUUCUAAAGCAAGUGACUCCAUAAGCAACUCAUAUGGGGACAGAAAACUGAGUGAGGACUUACUAAAUGUAAGCACCACAAUAUCAGAAAGAACAGGUACCGCUGAAAUAACUGAGCACACUCCACAGUUCUGUGUUGCAGAUACUACUGAAAACUCCUUAAUGCUUGACGCUACUGGUGGGACUGAUUUGUUAUCUGAGACAGAAGAGAUUGAAAUAAUACAAAAAGUUAAUUCAAAUGAUGGUAAGAAGAAAUUAAAUCCAGUUGCAAAGAUACCUAUCUCUGGCAAGCCUGAAAGCACAGACCAUAAUGCUAAAAAAGCCAGUCUUACUAAGGAAACUACACUAAAAAACAAAGAUAAUCUCAGAAAAACUAGCUCCAUAAAAGAGAGAUUCCCUAGCACUAUCAAAUCAAGUAUCAAUAACUCUAGUAACACGGUAUCAACAAAACCAGUGCGCAUGCUGAAUGAUUCUGAGCAUGAGAAUAUGAGAAAAGUUGUCCCAAUUUCUAAAUCCAAUAGGUCUGGCAGUAUAAAGCGUACAGAACUGAGAAGCUCUCUGAGGGAUUCAAAUAGCAGUGACAGCAAGCAGACCCUCAGACAUUCAUUUAGGGGGAAGAGUGAGAACUUGCCAAAAAAUUCUUCAAAGACUGAGGAACCCAAACUACAAAGAGGAGACAGCUUCAUAUCAAGUGGUUCCAGGUUUCAGAGGGAUCAACUCCAGAGGAACAAUUCUGUGAAAAAGCCAGCAGCAAAACCAGUGCGCAAUAUUGCUAAACCAAAGCCUGAAGAGACAAAACUUUGUCGUACGACUGCUAAACUUUCCAGCAGUACAGAAGCAAGUAAAGUACCCCCUGCACUACCCAUGAAAUCUCCAUCAUCAUCUUCAUCUACACCGAGCUUUGCAAGAAAUACUGUAGCUUCUUCAAAACGUGCAAAAACUGACCCUGCUCCACCAACCAAAGUAACAACCAUGGCUAGAUCUGGCUCUCUACGUCAGUCAAAAACAAAGUCGGACCUUAGUAAAAAUGGGAACACAAAAGAUGAUGGAACUGUGAAUACACCCAAAAGGGCCAAUAGCUUAAGAGCAAAUGGAAGGCUGUUUGAACCAGUCAGAGACUCCCUACCUGAAAGUGAUCAAAAAGAAAAAAGUAUUGUGGAGAAGUCCUCUAUGAAGCUUAAAGACACUGGAAAGGCAACUUUAGGCAAAAUAUUGAAACCUUUACUUAAGUGAGUGUUAUUUAAACAGCAUGACUUUGUUUUCUUGACAAGCCCAAUUUGGGUGAGCACAGGAAAGGGAACUUUUAUUUGUCAGUCCCUUUUUUUUGACGUGCUGCAUGUAUAUUAUAUGCAGCUAGCCAUACUGGAGGCACCCAUUGUGCUGCACAUUUUUUGUUUUCCUUUUUUUCCUGUUUCAACAUCGUGAAGGAGUUUAUGAUGCAAGAUUGUUACAGCUCUUGGGCAGCACAUGUUUGUCACGGAUACAUACAUCAAUAUGUGUUUUUUUUUUUUUUGUUUGUUUGUUUUUUUUUUUUUACAUUUCGAGAAGAUUCAGAAAGAGGAAAGGAUGCUUAUAAAACCCUUUAACCCCAUGAAGAUCCUGCUUGACUCUUGACAUUAAGGUUGGCUGGCCACUUGCAGUCACUGGAGUCUUCAGUCCUGUUGACAUGGACUAAUCUUGAAAGACUCUGCUGGGUGGAGUCUGCAUAUUAAUGGAUGCACCCCUAGAACUAUAAGCGGCACAGGUGUGCCUUCUUAUUGCACAAGAAGACACAAUCUGCAUAGGGGAUGACUCACAGUGCAUUCAGUGGAGAGAUGCCGGCUUUCCUCAACACAAAAGUGCCAUGUAUUUAUAAUGCAUAUCAAAAGGUGUUACAACUCCAUAUUUAAAGUAUGAUUCUUUGUUAAGAGCACUUCAGCUGUUUUGUGUUUUCUGUUGUGGUUUUCUUGUUUAUAUGUGAUAAUACUGCUGCUAGGGUCCUCUUGUAUAAUAAGCUUUGAGAAAAACAUUCGCUGUUCCUCAUCCCCUGUUCUCUUUGAUCAGAAAAUGAGGCCCACUGGUCAUGUAGAGUAAUUAGAUUCUGUGCCCAAUUUAUUCUGUAGCAGUGCAUUUAGUAAAAGGAUAAUUUGGCACAUCCAGCUUCAGCCAGGGAGCAGGGGGAAUCGAUUGCCACAGAUGUUUACAAAAGCUUUUACAUAUCAUGCCUUAUCAGAGAUGUAACUAUACUGAUAAAAGUACAAAUUUUAUAUAUACCUAAAACAAAAACGUAAAAAUAUAUCAUUGGUGGUGAAGGAAAUCACUGGUUGAAUUCUUUAUUCCUGUUCAUAGGUGGCCUACUGCUGCUUGUGGUGUUCAUAUAACAUUACAGUUUUAAUCAAUUAGCUGUUUUUUCACUGGGGAGAAUUCUUUUGUACAGGGGAUGAAUGUGUCCCACUAAUAAUCUUUACACUAAUAAUCAUUUAUUCAUAGCCUAUAUUGGGAAAAGAACCCACAAUAUGGUUCUGUAGAUGACAAACAGAUGGCAGCUCACAAUAUGGAACAUACCACCUCAUUUCGUUUGGUUCAAAUAACUUCUCUGAGUUGCAUUAGGGAUUUCCACACUUCGUGCCUCCACCAGUUCUUAAACUACGUCUCUAAAAAUCCUAAUGAGGCUGGUAGCUCAGUAAUAGAUGGAAGGGCAUGGGCUGAAAAUCCUGUUUAUUUGGAUAUGAUACCAAGGCCAAUUUUCCCCUGCCUGAUAGUUACCCCUUAAUCCUCUAUUUGGGAUUUUGUAUUUUCAUGUCUUUCAAAUGCAUGGCCAUUAUAUGGUCUAACUCCUCAGCUCGUGGCAAACUGCAGCUUGCAGAGGAGGCAUGGAAUCGUAGCUGGUGAGGCGCAGGUUGGCUGUACUUCAAAUGCUAAAAAUGUCUGUUGCUAUUAAAUGGUACUAUGUGACAUCUAGAUCUACAGGACCUAUUUAUUAAGGUGUGAAUUAUGGAAAUAUGUACCUAAAAGGGAUCUGAAGACUUUUUACUUGUUUAUAUUGUAUAAUGGCGAAUAACCAUGUUUUUCAGCAAUAAAUAGGUAAAAGUAGGUGUAGGAUUAAAUACUUUGGUAAGGGAUUGGAAAAAUGGUGCUUUUUUACAUUAAUAAUUAUGUCCUGUAGACUUCGCACACUGCCUGCGGUACUUUAUGAUAUACACUGCUAAAGGCUGUAGGAGAGCUUGCUUCAGAUGUAUAAUUGGUAAACCUGAUGAAGGCAUACUUUGUCCAAACAGGCCAGCGACAACUUAGAACAUUCCACUAUGCCUGUAAUGGGUAGCCAGAGGCUCUUACAAUGUAAACUACUACAACUCUCAGCGGUUAAGGGUUGGUGGUGGGUUGCUGGGAGUUGUAUUUCAUCAACAUAUGGAGGGCCACCAAUGACAGGUGUGCUUAUGUUUUUUCAGAAUGUAGUUAAGCCAAUUAAAAUUUAGCUCACUCAGGGACAGAUGCACACAUCAGGGUAGCACCCCAUAACUCACGGUGCAAGAUAGGGAGAGCACAAUAGGGAUUCCCCAGCUCCUGCACUGUCACUGUAACUCAUGGGAGCUGGCUGUGCAUUCUGGGCAAUGGACUUCAGCAACAUCCAGAGAGAACUACAGCUUGGCAGUAGCUGUGUAAGCAAUUUCUAAUGAAUUUACAUGUGCAGAAAACUGUAUAAGAAUAUAAUUUAAAUGUUUGUAAAAUUGUGUAUAUAUGUAAAUAAAUAUUUAAUGGAACUUUUGCAUAUUUGAUAGUAAACAACUAGUUUGCUAAUAAAUUCCUUGACCCUGGGAA